This is a messenger RNA of Grosmannia clavigera kw1407, 3303 nucleotides long. RefSeq names its product telomerase reverse. Gene Ontology annotation, molecular function: telomeric repeat DNA binding; telomerase RNA binding. Gene Ontology annotation, cellular component: telomerase catalytic core complex. The record is from RefSeq and is a predicted model, not a curated record. NCBI's taxonomy places the organism in Eukaryota, Fungi, Ascomycota, Sordariomycetes, Ophiostomatales, Ophiostomataceae. The transcript has 9 exons. Gene Ontology annotation, biological process: telomere maintenance via telomerase. The coding region runs from base 1 to 3303 and encodes 1100 amino acids.
AUGGUUGACCAAGCCGACAUGUCGGCCCUGAUACGUCGCAAGAGGAAGAGGGCUGACGCAGACGACAGCCGCAACAUUGGCGAAGCUCCACCCUCUCGUACGAAGCAGCCGAGGAGGGAGGCGUCUUCGGAACAGCAUCCGGCAGCACACCGUCAACUAGACCCUGUUGUAAAGCAUGCACUACUGACACGGUGCUUCCCACAAGUGCUGACACUCCGCGCCUACCUCUUGAGCAGGCUGCCGGCCUCGUCCCGGAUUCGCCGAAAGAAGCUCCGAGAGGUCGGCCUCGCUGCAGACCCCAGCCCUGUUGAGCAGCGCCUACGCCGCCUGCUAGACAACGCGCUUGUCGCAUGCUCUCACCAUGACGGUUCCGGCCAAGGAGACAAGCCGCUCGACUCACUUCCUUCUCUGCAAGACGACCGGCAACAACAGCGGCUCGCCUACAUCGAGCACAAGAGAGCAGAGGAGUCGCACGUCAUCAUCUCAAAUGCGCAGGAGGGUGUCUUUUCUCCACAGUCCGAGCCCUUAUGCAACUUGGAGCCCUUGACCAAAUUUCAAGCGACAGAACAGACAGCACGCGAUACACGUGAUGAAAAGAGCCUGUCCGACAUAUCCUUUGUGAGAAACCGCAUGUUCUACGCCAAGCCGAGCAUGGCGCAGUCUGGGGCGGUACACUUUGGAUUGAAGCAUAUUCAUGUUCUGAACCGUUUCUCUUACCGAAGCUGUCCAACCAAGAAGGUCGGCUUGCAGGAAUUGGCUGCAGCCAACAAUCAUGGCACCGUCCACAUGAUGAUGUACAUGUUUCCUCGACAAUUUGGCCUCCACAACGUCUUCACGUCUGUUGUGGAUCGUGCCACGACGGCCCAGCGAUUCCAGGAUUACACACUGCGAGAGGCCGAGAUUUCGGCCAAGUUUGGCAAAAUCGGCUGGAAAGAUCGAUCCGCUUCGGUUCGCAUUCCCAAAAGGCUAAGAGGGAUGGCCGUUCAUCUCGUCGAGAGACUUCGGAAACUCCACAAUCGAUGCUCUUACUACGAGCUUCUGCAACACUACUGCCCUGACAUUGCAUAUCAAGAGACAAGGCACGAAGUUACCUCUGCGGAGCCUGGUAGUCAUAAGGAAGAGGCCCACACUUUGGUCAGUUUAGGACAUCCGAAUCAGGAGUCCGCAUCGAAGGAUGUUGCAACAACUGGUCAAGACCCUGCGCCACAACGGCAGCAGUGCGUCCCAUAUAGUUCCAAAUCCGGACCGGAGCUGAAAAGCACGACGCCUCUGGUGGAACUUGCCACACCGCUGCAACGUGUUUCCACCUUCUGUCAGGCUGUCAUUUUAAACGUUGUUCCCAACGACUUCUGGGGCAACGGUGAGGCACAGGCGAAAAACAGGCAAGCCGUUCUCAAGAAGGUCGAUCUGUUCUUGCGGCUGCGGCGGUUCGAGACGCUCAACCUGCACGAUCUUAUGCAGGGAAUCAAGAUCUCGGACAUUCUGUGGCUAGCUCCUCCCGGACUUCGAAAGGGCAAGAUCAGCCAGACCGAUGUUCAAAAAAGACGACAGAUUUUUGCUGAGUUUCUCUAUUAUCUGUUCGACUCGUUUUUGAUACCCCUUGUCCGCAGCAACUUUUACGUCACCGAAUCCAGCAGUCACAGAAACAAGCUCUUUUUCUUCCGCCAUGAUGUCUGGCGUCGCAUCACAGAACCAGCCCUGGUGGGUCUGAAGGCCAGAAUGUUUGAGGAUAUCAAACAUGGCGAGGCUCUCCAAAUCUUGGGAUCCAGGGACCUGGGAUAUGGUCAAAUCCGCUUGCUUCCGAAACAGGCAACCGUGCGUCCGAUUAUGAAUCUGCGUCGUCGAACUGCCGUUAAGGGGGGCACGAGGCUCGGUAGCAGCGCAAACACGAUUCUGGCGCCUGUCCAAGCAAUGCUCAAGUUUGAAAUACUCAUGUUUUCUCUACUUAAGAAGCAACACCCUGAACGUCUAGGAUCCGGCAUGUUUUCGGUGGGAACGCUUUUCAAAAAGCUGAAAGAGUUCAAAAAACGCAUGGCCUCCGAGAGCCAGCACACCUUCUACCUUGCCAAGGUAGAUGUCAAGUCGGCCUUCGAUACGAUGCCACAGGAAGCAGUGGUUGAGCUGGUGCACAAACUUUCGUCUCACCGGGCAUAUUAUAUGGACAAACAUGUGGAGAUGGCAGCCCCUGAGAACAGAGGACUUGGAGGCGUCUUUAAUGCUGCGGUCAAGGGCGACUUUGUCCCGAUGCGUCGGUGGAAGACAAUAGCCUCGGCGAGCACAGAUGCGUCGGGCUUUCACGAUGUGGUGGAGAGCAGCUUGGCGACGUAUCAGCGAAAUGCCAUCUUUGCGGACACAGCCUACCGGAAACCCCGAGAUUCGGCUUCACUGGUAGGACUCGCGGCGUCCCACAUUCUUCAAAAUCUCGUCAAGAUCGGCAAGAAGUUCUACCGGCAGAAAACGGGCAUUCCGCAAGGGUCGGUCCUUUCGGCGUUGCUGUGCAACUGCUUCUAUGCGGAACUGGAAGCAGAGGAGUUGGGAUUUCUGGACGCUGACGGCAGCAAAGGCUGCCUCCUGCUGCGUCUGAUUGAUGAUUUCUUGCUGAUCACCACAGACCAGAGCAAGGCCGCUCGCUUUGUCGAGGUGAUGCACCGGGGCUUGCCGCAGUACGGUGUCGCCGUCAGCUCGGACAAGAGUCUGGUGAACUUUGACUUGCAAGGCCCUGACGGAAAGUCCGUUUCGCGAGUUGCCAACGGUGCAUGGUUUCCCUACUGUGGCCUAGUCGUCAACUGUUUGACGCUUGAUAUUGCUAAGGACUGGGAGACGAAGAAACAAGAGCAUGCACGAUCUCCCGGACAUAACUUCAAGAGGAAGAUAUUCAACGGCUUCAAGGUCCUUUCCCACGUCAUGUUCUUCGACACAGCGCACAACUCAUUGCGAACGACACUGUGCAAUGCCCAUAAGGUGUUCUCGGAUACGGCGGUCAAGGUGUGGGCAUACACACGGUGCCUGCCAAGAGAUAAACGGCCGAGCACAAGGCUCGUCAUUAGCACCAUCGAGGAACUGUCCGAGCUUGCAUAUACUGUUCUGAACGGCAGAGCCCGGCGAAUGCCCGAAUAUCAGUUUUCGGUGUUUAAACCACAGCUUCGGUGGCUGCUUCUUCAUGCAUUUUCCGGUGUGCUCGGGAAGAAACAGGCCGGCUACAGCGAUGUUCUUACGUGGAUUCGCAGUGAGAUGCACUAUUUGCGAAGCCAGCAGGACUUGCGACUACCUAAAAUAUUUAUUGAGACCUCGGUGCAGGCGUGA